GCCGCCGGCGCAGGCGGCUGUGAAGCGCUGAGCAGCACUGUCGGCCGCGGACAGCCCAGCCUCCCGGCUGGUCUUACCGCCACGGCGGCGGCGGCGACGAGGAAGAGGCGGCUGGAGAAGCGCGGAGCCCCGGCGGCAGCGGUGGAGGAGGAGGAGGAUAAGGGAGCGAGCAGGUUAAGCGGCGGCGGCAGACCAUGGCAGAGAACUUGCUGGACGGGCCGCCCAACGCUAAGCGGGCCAAGCUCAACUCGCCCGGUUUCUCCACCCCCGACACCACAGAUUUUGGAACUUUCUUUGAUUUGGAAAAUGAUCUUCCUGAUGAGCUGAUCCCUAAUGGAGAAUUUAAUCUUCUAAGCAGCAGCGGAAACCUUGUUCCAGAUGCAGCUUCCAAACACAAACAACUUUCCAAACUUUUGAGGGAAGGCAGUGGCUCCUCUGUCAACCCAGGAAUUGGAAACGUGAACUCCAGCAGCCCUGUCCCACAAGGUGUCAAUAGCCAAUCCCAGGGGCAACCAAACAGUGUGAAUAUUGGCAACUUGGGUGUGAUGGGCACAAGUCCCUUAAACCAGGGAGACACUGCUGCAUCAAGUCUGGCCAAGCAAGCAGCAAGCACACCUGGGCCCAGCACCCCAGCAACUCAAGCCCUGAACUCUCAAGCACAAAAACAAGUGGGGAUGGUGACAGGCAGCCCUGCAGCCUCCCAGGCAGGAGCUGGGAUUUGUAUGAACAGUGGUUUCAACCAAGCUCAUCCAGGUCUGCUAAAUAGUAACUCAGGCCACAAUUUAAUGAAUCAAGCCCAGCAAGGACAAGGACAGGUAAUGAAUGGAUCCAUUGGAACAGCUGGAAGAGGACGUGGUACCGGAAUACAGUAUUCUACACCCACCAUGCAGGGAAAUGCAAGCGCUGUGCUGGCAGAACCCUUGCCUCAAGUGUCUCCUCAAAUGACGGGUCACACGGGCAUGAAUACAGCCCAGGCAGGAGCCAUGGCAAAACUGGGAAUGGCCAGUAGCCCUAAUCCCUUUGGGCAGCCAUUUAGUCAAACUGGAGGGCAGCAGAUGGGAGCACCAAGUGUUAACUCUCCAGUACCAAAUAAACCAGGAAUGGCAAAUAGCUUGUCUCCCUUUCCUUCAGACAUCAAGAGUGUUUCAGUUACCACUGUGCCAAAUAUGUCUCAAAUGCAAACCCAGGUACAGCAAGUGGGAAUUGUACCUACACCAGCAAUGGCAACAGGGCCAACAGCUGAUCCUGAAAAGCGCAAACUAAUUCAGCAGCAAUUGGUUCUCCUGCUUCAUGCUCACAAGUGUCAGAGACGAGAACAAGCCAAUGGAGAGGUGCGGCCUUGUGCGCUUCCCCACUGCCGAACCAUGAAAAAUGUCCUCAAUCACAUGACACACUGUCAAGCUGGAAAAGCCUGUCAAGUUGCCCAUUGUGCAUCAUCACGUCAGAUUAUAUCCCACUGGAAAAAUUGUACACGUCAUGAUUGCCCUGUGUGUCUCCCACUGAAAAAUGCCAGUGACAAGAGGAACCAACAGCCACUCCUUGGAUCUCCAGCUGGUGGAAUACAGAACUCAAUUGCUUCUGGUACAGGUCAACCAACAACUACUCCCCUAAGUAACCCUAACCCAAUUGACCCCAGUUCCAUGCAGCGUGCUUAUGCAGCUCUUGGCCUGCCCUAUGGCAACCAGCCACAGGCUCAGUUGCAGCCACAAGUACAAGGCCAACAACCUGCCCAGCCUCAGCCCCAUCAGCAAAUGAGGACCAUCAGUGCUCUGGGAGCUAAUCAAAUGAAUCUGGCUGCAGGGGGAAUAACAGACCAACAAGCUAGCAUGAUCCCAGAAACUGCUCUUCCAACUUCACUUGGGGCAGCAAACCCCUUAAUGAAUGAUGGCACAAAUUCUGGCAGUGUUGGAAAUCUCAGUGGCUCUAUGCCAACAGCUGCACCACCUUCAAGUACCGGGGUGAGGAAAACCUGGCAUGAGCAUGUCACACAGGAUCUACGCAAUCACUUAGUACACAAACUUGUGCAAGCUAUCUUUCCAACUCCUGACCCAGCAGCACUGAAAGAUCGCCGGAUGGAGAAUCUGGUGGCUUACGCUAGGAAAGUAGAAGGGGAUAUGUAUGAAUCUGCUAACAGUAGGGAUGAAUAUUACCAUUUGUUGGCAGAGAAAAUCUAUAAAAUACAAAAGGAACUAGAGGAAAAACGCAGGUCUCGUUUACAUAAACAAGGAAUCUUGGGUAAUCAGUCAGCCUUGCAGGCCCCCGGGACUCAGCCUCCUGGCAUUCCACAGGUGGCAGCAACCAUGGGACAACCACAGCCUGUGAGACCUCCUAAUGGACCGAUGUCCAUGCCAAAUGUGCCUAUGAGCCGCAUACAGGUUUCUCAAGGAGUGAAUCAGUUUAACCCCCUGUCCAUAGGGAACGUCCAAAUGCCUCAGGCAUCUCUAGGACCUCGUGCUGCUUCUCCAAUGAACCAUGCCGUCCAGAUGAGUAACAUGAGCUCCGUUUCAACGAUGGCUCUCUCUCCUUCCCGGAUGCCUCAGUCACAGAAUAUGAUAGGAGCUCAUUCCAACAAUUUGAUGGGUCAGGCCUCUACCCAAAAUCAGUUCCUGCCUCAGAAUCCAUUUCCUGCCUCCAGCGGAACUCUGAAUGUCAGCAGUGUAGCCCUAGGGCAAUCAACAGCCCAGCCAGGAGUAUCACAGCAGGGGCAAGUUCCUGGUGCUCUUCCUAACCCCGUGAAUCUACUAGGACCACAAACCAGCCAGCUCUCCUGUCCUCCAGUGACCCAGCCUGCCCUUCAUCAACCUGCACCGCCUUUAUCCACUCCAGCUGGCAUGCCUCCUGUUCAGCACCAGACCCCACCAGGUGUGACGCCUCCACAACCAGCUGUGCCUGCCCAGCCAUCCACCCCUGUCUCCUCUUCAGGACAAGUGCCCGCUCCAGCAGCUGGCACAGUUCCAAAUGCUGGCAUGCAGAUGCAGAGCACACCUUUGGGGCAAGUGGCUGUAGCACAGGCUCACAUUACACCACAGCAGCCGCAGACCCCAGGACAGCCCCCGUCUGUGCCAACCCCACAACCAGCUCAGCAGCAGCCAAUGUCAGCUCAGGCCCCAGGCACUCCACUCUCCCAGGCAGCGGCAGCAAGCAUGGACAACAGAGUGCCUACUCCAGGUUCUGCUGCCAGUGCUGAUACCAGUGUGCACCAACUUGCACAUGAGGCACAGAUGCAAGAGAACAAGCCAGAGGUUAAGACUGAAAAAGCUGAAUCAGAAUGUGGAGAUACUCAAAUGGAGCCAAAGCCUGAGCUAGAGGAGGACAUCCCAGGACCUACACAAACCAAAGAAGACACUAAUGGCAUAGAGAGCAAGCAGGAACUGAUGGAAAUAGAAGGGAAGAAACCUGAGAUCAAAGAGGAUGAUGACAGUGGUAGUAAUGGUGCCACUUCUCAAUCAACUUCACCAUCUCAGCCACGGAAAAAGAUCUUUAAGCCUGAAGAGCUGCGCCAGGCACUCAUGCCCACCCUGGAAGCUUUGUAUCGCCAGGACCCUGAAUCUCUGCCUUUCAGGCAGCCUGUGGACCCUCAGCUGCUGGGCAUUCCGGAUUACUUUGACAUUGUGAGGAAUCCCAUGGAUCUUUCCACAAUCAAGCGCAAGCUGGAUACAGGACAGUACCAAGAGCCAUGGCAGUAUGUGGAUGAUGUCUGGCUAAUGUUUAAUAAUGCCUGGCUUUAUAACCGCAAGACGUCAAGAGUCUACAAAUUUUGCACUAAGCUUGCAGAGGUCUUUGAACAAGAAAUUGACCCCGUUAUGCAGUCUUUGGGAUACUGUUGUGGACGCAAGUAUGAAUUUUCUCCUCAGACCUUGUGCUGCUAUGGGAAACAGCUGUGUACUAUUCCACGGGAUGCAGCCUACUAUAGUUACCAGAAUAGGUAUCACUUCUGUGAGAGAUGUUUCACUGAAAUCCAGGGGGAAAACGUUACCCUGGGUGAUGACCCUGCCCAGCCGCAAACAACAAUAUCAAAAGAUCAGUUUGAGAAGAAGAAAAAUGAUACAUUGGAUCCAGAGCCUUUUGUAGAUUGCAAAGAAUGUGGUCGAAAGAUGCACCAGAUCUGUGUGUUACAUUACGAUAUUAUUUGGCCUUCAGGCUUUGUGUGUGACAACUGCUUGAAGAAAACUGGCCGAACACGAAAAGAAAACAAGUUCAGUGCCAAAAGGUUACAGACCACCCGCUUAGGAAACCACCUGGAAGAGAGGGUUAAUAAAUUUUUGCGAAGGCAGAAUCACCCAGAAGCUGGAGAAGUCUUUGUCAGAGUAGUAGCCAGUUCAGAUAAAACUGUGGAAGUGAAACCAGGAAUGAAAUCUAGGUUUGUAGAUGCUCGUGAGAUGGCCGAUUCCUUCCCCUACCGAACAAAGGCUCUCUUUGCUUUUGAAGAGAUUGAUGGUGUGGAUGUGUGUUUCUUUGGCAUGCACGUGCAGGAAUACGGGUGUGAUUGCCCACCUCCAAACACCAGGCGUGUGUACAUCUCCUACUUAGAUAGUAUUCAUUUCUUCCGCCCAAGAUGCCUCCGGACUGCAGUUUAUCAUGAGAUCCUUAUUGGGUAUCUGGAAUAUGUCAAGAAACUGGGGUAUGUGACGGGUCACAUCUGGGCCUGCCCGCCUAGUGAAGGGGAUGACUACAUUUUCCAUUGUCACCCUCCCGACCAGAAAAUCCCCAAGCCCAAGCGGCUGCAGGAGUGGUACAAGAAGAUGCUGGACAAGGCCUUUGCAGAGAGGAUCAUUCAUGACUACAAGGACAUCUUCAAACAAGCAACUGAGGAUCGGCUGACAAGUGCCAAGGAGCUGCCUUAUUUUGAGGGCGACUUUUGGCCCAACGUGCUAGAAGAGAGCAUUAAGGAACUGGAACAAGAGGAGGAGGAAAGGAAAAAGGAAGAGAGCACAGCCGCCAGUGAAACCACAGAGGGAAGUCAGGGUGACAGCAAGAAUGCCAAGAAAAAGAACAACAAGAAAACUAAUAAGAAUAAGAGCAGCAUUAGCAGAGCCAACAAGAAGAAACCCAUCAUGCCCAAUGUCUCCAAUGACCUGUCUCAGAAACUCUAUGCCACUAUGGAGAAACAUAAGGAGGUCUUUUUUGUGAUUCACUUGCAUGCUGGACCUGUCGUCAACGCCCUGCCCCCCAUUGUGGACCCAGAUCCAUUACUUAGCUGCGACUUGAUGGAUGGCCGCGAUGCCUUCCUCACUUUGGCCAGGGACAAGCACUGGGAGUUCUCCUCGCUGCGCCGCUCCAAGUGGUCCACGUUAUGUAUGUUGGUGGAGCUGCACACGCAAGGGCAAGACCGCUUUGUCUACACGUGCAAUGAGUGCAAACACCACGUGGAAACAAGGUGGCAUUGCACCGUCUGUGAGGAUUAUGACCUCUGCAUUAACUGCUACAACACCAAGAGCCACGAACACAAGAUGGUGAAGUGGGGCCUGGGCCUGGAUGACGACAGCGGCAGUCAAGGCGAGCAGCAGUCGAAGAGUCCCCAAGAAUCCCGGCGCCUCAGCAUCCAGCGCUGCAUCCAGUCCUUGGUGCACGCAUGCCAGUGCCGCAACGCCAACUGUUCACUGCCGUCCUGCCAGAAGAUGAAGCGGGUUGUCCAGCACACCAAGGGCUGUAAGCGGAAGACUAAUGGAGGCUGCCCAGUCUGCAAGCAGCUAAUCGCCUUGUGCUGCUACCAUGCCAAGCACUGCCAAGAGAACAAAUGCCCGGUGCCCUUCUGUCUCAACAUCAAACACAAGCUCCGGCAGCAGCAGAUCCAGCACCGACUGCAACAAGCGCAGUUGAUCCGCCGCAGGAUGGCCACCAUGACCACCCGAAAUGUGCCUCAGCAAAGUUUGCCUUCUCCUACCUCAGCAACGCCCGGGACCCCCACACAGCAGCCAAGCACCCCGCAGACCCCACAACCCCCACCUCAGCCUUCCCCUGUAAACAUGUCACCAGCUGGCUUCCCUAGUGUAGCAAGAACUCAAGCACCUCCUCCCCUUUCCACAGGCAAGCCUGCCACACAGGUGGCUGCACCGCCCCCACCUGCCCAGCCUCCCCCAGGAGCCGUGGAAGCUGCGCGACAAAUUGAAAUAGAAGCUGCGCAGCAGCAGCAGCAGCAGCAGCAGCAGCAGCAGCAGCAGCAGCAGCUCUACCGGGUCAACAGCAAUGGCUUGCCUCCUAGCCGAACGAGCAUGGUGAGUCCAACAGUAGGAGCAGUGAACCCCAUGCAACAGGUUAGCAUGAAUGUCCCCCGGCCCAACUCUGUGAGUGGCCCAGUGAUGCCCUCCCUGCAGCCAGGGCCAUGGCAGUCACCUCCUAUGCCAACCCAGCAACCACCCCUACAGCCAGGAAUGGCAAGACCAGUUCUGCCAAUGCCAGCCCAGCAAGCUGUGGCCGGUCCAAGAAUGCCAGGGGUGCAACAGUCACCCCGUAACGUCCUCCCCAAUGCUUUGCAGGAGUUACUACGGACCUUGAAAUCACCCAGUUCCCCUCAGCAGCAGCAGCAGGUGCUCAAUAUUCUGAAAUCCAACCCUCAACUCAUGGCAGCUUUUAUAAAGCAGAGAACAGCCAAAUACGUAGCAAACCAGCCUGGCCUACAGCAGCCCCAGCCUGGCCUGCAGCAGCAGCCCCCGCCCCCUCCCGCAGGGCUGCAUGCGCAGUCUGGCUUGCCGAACAUGAGUGCAAUGCAGGCAGGUGUCCAACGGCCAGGCGUUCCUCCCCAGCAGCCAGGACUGGGAAGCUUGAACACAGCACAGGGCCAGCCCAUCAAUAUCAUGAACCCAGCUCACAGCCCUAGCAUAGCCAGCAUGAGCCCCCAGUACAGAGAGAUCCUACGAAGGCAGUUACUGCAGCAGCAAGGAGGUGCUGCGAUGGCAGCUCACAAUCAGUUCCAGCAGCCUCCAGGUCCUGGUGGCUAUUCACAAGCCAUGCAGCAGCAGCAGCAGCAGCAGCAGCAGCAGCAGCAGCAGCAGCGGAUGCAACAGCAGCAUCUCUCCAUCCAAGCAGGAGCCAUGGGCCAAAUGGCUCAAAUGGGACAGCUGAAUCCAAUGGCACAGCCUGGGAUGGGGCCAGACAGCAGCCCCAGCAUCCAGCAAGCUCUGCAGCAGCGGAUCCUGCAGCAGCAGCAGCAGCAGCAGCAGCAGCAGCAGCAGCAGCAGCAGCAGCAAGUGAAGCAGCAGAUGGGAUCUCCCAGCCAGGCCAAUCCCAUGAGCCCUCAGCAGCAUCUGCUCUCAGGACAACCCCCAGCACCGCACCUCCCUGCACAACAGAUGAGUGCCUCUCUCAGCAGCCAAGUGCGGUCACCAGCACCUGUCCAGUCCCCGAGGCCUCAAUCCCAGCCUCCACGUUCCAGCCCUUCCCCCCGAAUACAGCCCCAGCCUUCUCCUCACCAUGCCUCACCCCAGACUGGUUCCCCCCACCCAGGCCUUGCUGUUACUAUGGCCGGCUCCAUGGACCAGGGGCACCUGGGCAACCCUGAGCAGAGUGCAAUGCUUCCGCAGCUCAACCCCCCAAACAGGAACGUGUUACCGAAUGAGUUAUCCUUGGUUGGCGACACUACAGGAGGAGACACACUAGAAAAGUUUGUGGAGGGCUUGUAGCAUUGCGGGGACAUCGCUUCAGUCCCUCUCAUGUUCCUGGACAUUUUGUACUGAAAACACAGACCUCUAGCUUGAGCUAAACCCUACGUGGGACUGGUUCGUCCUACAUACAUGGAAGGAUGAAUUGCUGUUUAAAAACAAAAACAAAGAAUAUAUAUUUUUUGUUAAAACCAGCCAGAUGUAGUUAAACUAUCUGGUCUCCCCCCCUCCCCCCCCUUUUGUUGUUGUUCUCGUUGUGGGUUGUUUUGGGGGGGAUUUGUUGCUGUUGUUGCUGUUUUUUGUUUUGUUUUUUUAGUUUUGUUGUUACUGUUGAUUUUGCUUUUUUAAAGGGGAAAACAAGUCCAUUAUAUCCCUAUUUUUAUUUGUACUUUCAAGACUAAACAUUUGAGUUUAACAAAGAAGAAAAAUAAUAUUCAGAAACUGUUUCCUGAAAUAAUGCGGUGUUCUAAUGUAUCCUGCUAACUUUCUGACAUUUGGCAGAAAGAUUUUUUUUUCCUAUUCUAUACCGAACUCUGCAGGUAUCUGAAGUAUUAUUACCCCUGGAAAAAUAGGAAUUGACUCUUGCACACACAAACACAUGUUGCAGAUGUAGAGAUUGUUGCUUUGUUCCUCUGAUUAACUGGUUUUAGAUUUUCAGAACAAGAAACAAAACUAAAAAACAGGGAUGAUCACUUCUUAGGCCAUGCUAAUUUUAACAGGGAAGAAGCGUAUUCUUUUCUUUAAUCUUUGAUGUGAAACUUGAAAUAAGGAAAAGCAAUUAUAGUGUAAAUCAUGCAAGCUCUAUAAUUACUAUAAAUAUGAAAGAAAUUCAAGAUUCAAUCACUGUAUAGAAUGGGGGGAAAACAAACUCAUUUCUUACUUCUAUAGCAUAUUGUUAAAUAAACUGUGUGCAACAGACAAAAAAGGGUGGUCCUUCUUGAAUUCAUGUACAUGGUAUUAACUUAGUGUUUGGAAUUUUUGUUAUGAAAAAUGCUGUUUUCAACAUUGUAUUUGGACUAUGCAUGUCUUUUUCCAUUGUAUAUAAAGUAUUGCUUAAAAGUGAUAUAAAUUACUGAAAUUUUUAA
This is a messenger RNA of Varanus komodoensis (Komodo dragon), 8683 nucleotides long. It is a transcript of the gene CREBBP, whose product is annotated as CREB binding protein. The record is from RefSeq and is a predicted model, not a curated record. Bases 195 to 7619 code for a protein of 2474 amino acids. The transcript is spliced from 31 exons. NCBI's taxonomy places the organism in Eukaryota, Metazoa, Chordata, Lepidosauria, Squamata, Varanidae. Gene Ontology annotation, biological process: positive regulation of transcription by RNA polymerase II. Gene Ontology annotation, cellular component: histone acetyltransferase complex; nucleus; transcription regulator complex. Gene Ontology annotation, molecular function: protein binding; zinc ion binding; transcription coactivator activity.